UUUUCCUGCGUAUGGAAAAGUUAAAUCUGUGCAAAAUUUCCGUACGAUAAUUUGAUAACACUGACAUCGUUAAAUUGCCUUCGAGUUUCAUGAGAAAUACAAAGUAUUUCGAUGUAUUAGAAACAGAAUGACAAAAUGUACCCCCUAACCUUUGGUGGUGGGUAUAAAAAUGUCCAAUUACGAUGAACACUCUCCCAGGGAAUUUAUCAUAAACGUUAUCUGAAACAAAUUGCCUAGUACAUGAGCACUUCAUAAAAAUAAAUAUAAAAAAUUUUUGUUGUUUGUGUCUCUUUCGAGACCAUCUCAAUGAUGAGAUUUUUGCAAUGGAAAAGGAAUUACCGAGAUCGAAACACAAACCAACCAUCAAUAUAACUUCCAAAAAGAUUCACAAGUGGCAAUUGCAACAGCAUUGAAGGCAGUAACAAAACCAAUUCUGGUACGGGAUGACCAUGAGCAGCACACGGGUUGGAACUCUAAUCUACGAUUGUGUGGUGCUCAUCGUCAUUACGAGAAGCUCAACUGGGCGCUUCCACAGGUUGCAGUCUCGCGCAAUCAGCGAUAUCGAAUGGAGAGUCUCAGUGAGAUGCCGGGCGGCCUAUUCUUGUUUAAAUACUGAGUGCCUGUGAUACUCGAUAUGACAAAGCGAGUUAUUGGCGCCUUUAAAUAACCAAUUGCUUACAUGGAGCUUGUUUUAACUUGUUUAACAAACAGCAAAUAACAAAACAGAUAGUUUUUUUUCAGAGAAAGAAGGAGAGAAUGAAAGAAAACAAAAAUCUACUGACAUUUGAUGACAUUUCCAAUCGGCACAUUUGACAUCCUCAAUGAUGUUAUGGGGCCUAUUCACUUUAUGUUUUCGAAUGUGACCUAACCUUCUAUUGGUGAAUCCUGUAUGAACCCGAAGGACGUUGGAAAAAUGGACCAACGUUUUUGCUGAAGGCGGAAUCGUAUUGGCCGAGUGAGGUGCACAAUCAAACGAAAAAGGAUGAAAGAAGAGAAUGCCGUGUCUUAUCUGUGCCGUCAUGUGCAACGUCAACAAUACGAAGACGAACUUGAGGACCUGAAAAAACAACACUCAGUGAGCCAUAGCAGCCAAUUAUUGUCGCUGAAUCCCUUUGUUGGCCAAGAUGGCUUAAUUCGUGCAUCUGGGAGAAUCCAAAAUGCUGCCUUUUUGAAUCUGGAAGCCAGGCAGCCCAUAAUUUUGCCGAAAAAUCAUCGGUUCACCAGGUUAUUGGUGGAAUUCUACCACAGAAAGUUCCUGCACAUCAACACUGCCACUGCUAUCAGCGAAAUACGUCAAAAGUACUGGGUGCCAUCACUGCGUCAACUAUUAAACAACAUCCAGAGCCACUGUUCCGCCUGCAAACUUCGUCGAGCCAGGCCACGUCAACCCCAGAUGUCUGCCUUACCGAUGGAGAGGGUGACCCCAUACGUUCGAGCCUUCACAUACACAGGACUUGAUUAUUUUGGCCCAGUAAGUGUUGGAAUCCGCCGUCAACGUGAGAAAAGGUGGGUUGCUCUUUUUACCUGCUUUACAACCCGUGCCAUCCACCUGGAGAUUGCCACAGACCUAUCCAGCGAUGCUUGCCUGAUGUGUAUCCGCAACUUCAUUAAUAGAAGAGGUGUGCCUGUAUCCAUAAGAAGCGACAACGGGACCAAUUUUGUUGGCAUAGCAAAGGAAUUACAAGGUAUUGAUAUGUUUUUGGAUACUAAUAGUCUCUCUCCAGGUUUGACGGCACUGGGCAUCAAAUGGAUAUUCAACACUCCGUUGAAUCCAAGUGAAGGCGGCGUAUGGGAACGGCUUGUGCAGUCCGUGAAGAAGGCAUUGUACAUCAUGUUGAAGGAGCAGGCUCCAAAGCUCGAAACGCUCCAAUCGUUUCUAAUCGAAGCAGAGAACAUCAUCAAUUCGAGACCCUUGACUUAUCUACCUGUGACUCCCGAAGACCCGGAACCAUUGACCCCGAAUCAUUUUCUGCUUGGGUGCACUAAUUCAACCCAAACUCCGGCACCAUAUGAGCCCAGAUUGAUGUGUCUUCGAAAGCAGUGGCGUGUGGUGCAGAACUUAAAGAACGGCAUGUGGCAUCAAUGGCUGCAUGAAUAUCUUCCUGAGCUGACGAGAAGGACGAAAUGGUGUUUGCCAUCACAACCGUUGGACGUGGGCUGCCUUGUUUUUAUUUGUGACCCAGAUCUUCCAAGAAGCCAAUGGAAAAGAGGGCGUGUCAUCGAGCUCCAUCGCGGCAAAGAUGGUGUAGCACGUUCAGCCGAAGUGCGCACAGAUGUGGGUGUCUACCGCCGUCCUGUUUCCAAGUUGGCCAUACUAGACGUUGAAGACUCUGCUGGUGAAGGUGAAGCCUCCCCCUCUGGGUCAGUUCACGGGGGUGGGGAUGUCGUUUGAGGGCAACCCUGCUCGACGGUAACCCUGUUGUUGCAAAAUGCUGGUGCAACUGACAGCAAUGAAGUACAAUGGCUGAAAUAUCCCAAGCCAAUUUGCAACAUAUCUUCAUUUUGUUUAUUGUUUUUGUUUAUUUUUAAGCCAAUUUUUUUGUAUAAAUAGGCCCUUCUGGCAAAUACUUGUUCUUUUCUAUUCGUGAUACCAAAAAAACAUUGAAUAAACAACACAUUAACGUAAUCUCACACCUUAAACACACACACACACACAUCAAAUGUACAACCCUUAUAUUUAAAAAUACAAAACACAUAUCAAGCAAAAUAAAUAUAUCCAGCAGUUUCAUCAUUUCAAACAUAAA
Stomoxys calcitrans (stable fly) is the source of this 2744-nucleotide messenger RNA. RefSeq lists its product as uncharacterized. NCBI's taxonomy places the organism in Eukaryota, Metazoa, Arthropoda, Insecta, Diptera, Muscidae. The record is from RefSeq and is a predicted model, not a curated record. The transcript is spliced from 2 exons. Bases 983 to 2392 code for a protein of 469 amino acids. Gene Ontology annotation, molecular function: nucleic acid binding. Gene Ontology annotation, biological process: DNA integration.